This is a messenger RNA of Pomacea canaliculata, 7833 nucleotides long. RefSeq names its product intraflagellar transport protein 140 homolog. Gene Ontology annotation, cellular component: axoneme; intraciliary transport particle A; ciliary basal body. Gene Ontology annotation, biological process: intraciliary retrograde transport. The record is from RefSeq and is a predicted model, not a curated record. NCBI's taxonomy places the organism in Eukaryota, Metazoa, Mollusca, Gastropoda, Architaenioglossa, Ampullariidae. Gene Ontology annotation, molecular function: protein binding.
GGUUGCAAAUAGUUUCAACAUGGUCGCCGCCAUAGGAAAAGUAACAGACUAACCCGCUUCAUAGUUACCGUGGUAACACAAAAUCGAAAGCGCAGUAGAACAGUCUUUGUGUUAUUUUCAGAUUUAAAAAAAAUCUGGAAGAGAGUGGGCUAUGGCAGUGUACUUUGACCAUCGUCUAGACAGUGCUGGGCCAUCUGACAUCAAUCGAGAUUUUGCUUGGAGCCAAGGGACCACUGCCCUGCUUGCAGUGGCGUCAGAAAGUAAUGGAGGUGGUGGGACUGUCAACAUUUUUAAUGAAGAGGGUGAAAAAAUUCAGCACAGACCUAUUAUCAACCAAGCCCAGGUGUGCAACUUAGCAUGGCAUCUAACACGCAAGAUACUGGCAGUUGGAUGGCAGACAGGGGAAAUCAUGAUUUGGAAUGAAGGCGAGCAGGAGCUGUUUGAAGCCCCUCACUUACACAAGGAGAUUGCUGUUCUGCACUGGAAUGCCAGUGGCACACACCUAGUUUCAGGUGACAAGUCUGGCUUGCUUUUGGUGUGGCGAACAAAUAUCCGAGGCAAUUUGGGUCCUGAACCAGCACAGCACCAUCUGCAGGAGCCGCUGGCUGUACUUGUCUUCAGACCUUCUCCUCCUCAAGACCCAGCAUUAGACAUAGCUAGUCUGGCACGGGCUGCUGUCAGUGGAGAUGAAAGUGCUUUGGACAUGUUCAACUGGAAGCGAAGCAGUAAGGGGACAAAAGUGUCAACAUCUUUUGCUAACCAGGAAUCACUGUCUUUCUUUGUUGGAGGCAGCACAGGUGGAGUCUAUUAUGUGAAUGAAAGUGCACAUUGCACACAGUGCUUUGGCCUGGACUACUCCAUUAUUAAGUUGCUGUACUAUGAGGAAAAAAACAUACUUGUGACAGUGACAGAAAAUCUUCUUCUCACACAGCACACUGUCUUGCCUGAGGGUGAGACAAAAGAAAUUCUUAAGGUCAAAAUGAGUGGACGCACAGAAGAGCCAUCCAUUGGUUGGGCAGGAAAAGGAAUACUAGCCACAGCAACUGGUGAACAGCUCAUUAGGAUGUGGGACUUUGAGCAAAAUGACAACUAUGUUCUAAAUCUUGAUGGCCAUAGCAGCUAUGACGCUAGCGAGACUCUUCUGUGUGUUAGCUAUAAUCCUGAGAAAGGUAUCCUUGCCAGUGGCACAAAUAUGGGUAAUAUUGCACUGUGGAAGUUCAUGUCGCCUGCAAGGGGACAUAAAGCUGAAGGAGCGGAACAGUGGAUUCUUAUGGCACCGGCAACUGUCGAGGGCCCUGUGAGGCAAAUAGAGUGGUGCACGCAUAAGGGUCUGAUGGCAGUGAACACCAUCGCUAAUGUCUUCAUCCUCAGUGAGCAUGUCAUGAGUGCGAGUUUUCACUCUCAAACUGCUGUUGUGCAGUAUGCUCCCAGCUCAUUAUCCAUUGAGUUAUUUCAGUCUGGUAGUUACCAUGAUCUCAAGACAGAUGUCCAAGUCAAGGGUGUCUACACUACUAAGGAUGCCCUGGCUGUGUGGAAUGGCAGAAGAGUCAUAGUGUAUGAGUAUACUGCUCUUAAGAUCAUGGGUUCCUUCCUCACAGAAGCCACAGUUAUAGCCAUUUAUGAACAAAAUAUAUACACUAUUGAGCAAAACAAAGUUCAGGUCCGAACAUUUCAGGGAACAGUAAAACAGCUGUUGACAUUUGCUGAGACAGAAGGUCACCCUGUUAGUCUUGAUAUUUGUGGCCAGUAUAUGGUUGUGGCCACCAAUGUUGGAAUUAUCCGUAUAUAUGAUCUAUCACGUCGAGAAGCCAAAGCUCAUGCAACUCCUAAGAACAUGGCAGAUGUUAUUCCUGCAUUUGGAACUGUUAUUAGUGCCAAGGUUAACUGCAAUGGCAGUCGCAUCAGCAUGCUUGUUAAGUGUGGGGAUGGAACAGACAGUGCCAAAUUGUGGAUCUGGGAUAUUGAGCUUGACACUGUGCAGUACUUCAACUUUUUGAGUGGGCGUGGAGAGCAGGAUGACUUUCCUUCACAGUCUACAGCAGAGGGAGAAGAGGACAAGGAUACAAAUGAUGCUGAGAGGGGAAAGAAUCAAGCAGCUAGGGACAUAGCAGGCCGAUUUCCUAUCUCUCACCACUGGGACCCAGAGGAGCCCAAGCUGCUGGUGUGUGAAGCCAAAUGUCUGCCUCAUCAGUCAUGUCAGGAUGAUAAGGAUUUGAAGAAAAAACCAUCGCUGACAAAGACAAUGGAUGAGGGCCCGGUGGAGACAAUGGUUGUGUCUCUUUUUUGUACUUCUGAGAAUGGGGUGCUAAUUCAAGACAGUUUUCCAAUGUCACCACAGUACAACACACUAUUGGGCAUUGAGGUUCCAUAUCUUACUUUGUCAAAAAGGUCAGUAAAUUCGUCUGAUGAUGAUGGUGGUGAUACUUCCAACAACCAGUUUGUUAACCCAGAGACAGGAGCAGUCACUUACCACAAGCUUGUUGCUCGUAAAAUUAUGCGUGACUUUGUUGGACUGGAAUCAAGUGACCGUGUCACCCGAGAUGCAAUGAUGAAUUUCAGUUUCCAUCUUACAACAGGCAACAUGGAUGAGGCUUUUAAAUCCAUCAAACUGAUCAAAAGUGAAUCUGUCUGGGAGAAUAUGGCAAAAAUGUGUGUUAAGAGUCGUCGACUUGAUGUGGCAAGCGUCUGUCUUGGCAACAUGGGUCAUGCACGAGGAGCCAAGGCACUUCGAGAGGCAAUGAAAGAGCCUGAACUGGAUGCCAGAGUUGCAGUUCUGGCCAUUCAACUUGGACUUUAUGAAGAUGCAGAACGGCUGCUAAAAAACUGCAAGCGCUAUGACCUUUUGAAUGAGUUCUACCAGGAUCAAGGCCAGUGGGGAAAGGCUUUAGAAACAGCAGAGAUGUAUGACCGUAUUCACUUGCGCACCACCUACUACAACUAUGCACGCCAUCUGGAGGAUCAUGGAAACACUAUUGGAGCCAUUCCAAACUACGAAAAGUCUGAGACUCACAGGUUUGAAGUGCCACGCAUGUUGGUGGAUGACUCUGAUCAGCUUGAACAGUACAUCAGUAAAAGCAAAGACAAGAAACUGCGACAGUGGUGGGCACAGUUUAUGGAGAGCACAGGAGACAUGGACACAGCCAUUCAGUAUUAUGAGACUGCCCAGGACUACUUCUCUCUAGUUCGUGUAUACUGCUACUGUGGUAACAUGGAGAAGGCAUCUAAAGUGUGCAAUGACACAGGUGACAAAGCAGCUUGUUACUAUUUGGCUCGUCAGUAUGAAAACCAAGAUCAGAUAAAAGAGGCAAUACAUUUCUUCACAAGAGCACAGGCUUAUGGCAGUGCCAUCAGACUGUGCAAGGAAAACAACUUUGAAGAUCAGCUAAUAAACUUGGCUCUUAUGGGACGACCAGAGGACAUGAUGGAGGCAGCGCGGUAUUUUGAACAGCGCCCUAACACAGUGGACAAAGCAGUUAUGUUGUAUCAUAAAGCAGGUAAUUUUUCCAAAGCAUUGGACCUGGCUUUUACAGCAAAGCAGUUUGGAGCAUUGCAGAUGAUCUCCAGUGAUCUUGAUGAGCGUGCUGAUCCGGAACUCCUUCAGAGAUGUGCAAACUUCUUUCUAGACAAUGGCCAGUAUGACAAGGCAGUGGACCUCCUAGCUAUGGGCAAAAAGUACUGGGAAGCAGUAAAGAUCUGCAUGGACCAACAUGUGGAGAUCACGGAGGACCUAGCUGAGAAGCUGACUCCAGGCAGACAGGAUGGGGCAGGGGAGGGGGAUGACAUGGAACGGCUGAAGCUGCUGGAGGCUGUUGCAGAGGUGUGCAUGCUGCAGGGCCAGUACCACCUGGCCACCAAGAAGUUCACGCAAGCAGGCAAUAAGGUCAAGGCAAUGAAAGCCCUCCUGAAAUCUGGAGACACAGAGAAGAUUGUGUUCUUUGCUGGAGUCUCCCGACAGAAGGAGAUUUAUGUCAUGGCCGCCAACUACCUGCAGUCUGUGGACUGGCGAAAAGACCCAGAGAUCAUGAAGAAUAUUAUAGCUUUUUACACUAAAGGGAGAGCACUGGACUCUCUGGCCUCUUUUUAUGAAGCCUGUGCACAGGUUGAAAUUGAUGAGUACCAGAAUUACGACAAAGCACUUGGGGCUCUUGGGGAAGCAUACAAGUGCCUGAGUAAAGCCCAGGGUGAGGAAGGAGUGAAAGAAGAUCAACUUGGCCAGCUCAAACAUAAGAUGACGCUCAUCAAAAGAUUUGUAUCUGCACGAAGACUGUAUGAUGAAAAUGCAGAGGAGGCGGCCAAGCAGUGUCAAGUACUUCUGGAAGAAGCUGAUGUGGACACUGCUGUUCGUAUCGGUGACGUUUAUGGCUUCUUGAUUGAGCAUUAUGCCCGCAAGGAGCGUUGGAAGGCUGCCUAUGCUAGUCUGGAGGAGAUGUGUGGCAAGAUGCCAAGCUCUCAGCUGGCAUACUAUGUGAACAUGAAGACCAUCAAAGCUAUACACCAGGCACUGAACAUCCCAAUGAAGAACUAUGGCUCAAGCAAUCGCAUUAAUGGCUUCAGCCGUGAGGGAGAAGAUGAAGAAGAAGGUGGCUUUGUCGAAGAAGAGGUGAUAGAUGAUGUAUAUUCUGCAGGUGACAAUGUUUGACAAAUAAGGAGGUGAGUUUCUCAGGAUACAGCUUUCUAGGAAAGAGGCCGGUGCUUACAGAGAUGACACUCAUAUGGAAGAGAAGUUCGAUUUCCAGGAUAUCUGCCAGUCAUUUGGCUAUGGAUUGUAUGUAUUCCGCUAUGCACUUUUCCCCAUGAGAGCAGGAAUCUCAUCUGAUCUAAUAGAUCUGAUCCCUUGUUCUGCCAUGGAGAGAAAAGUUAUUUUGGGAGUUGCCUUACUUUCUUUAUAGAAAAUUGGUUACAGAUUAUUAAAAUGAGUAUAACAAUUAUACUUGUUCGUGGGGAAAAAAGAGAUCAGCUUCUGUUAUAUGUAUCAUUUACAGUUUGAUGAAGUCAAAGUGUUGGAAAGUAGUUUAUUUGAUCUUUUGGGUAUUAUGCUAUAUGCUUCAUAAAAUAUAUUACAAUGCAAACAUUCUUUUGUGCUUGUACAAUUGUUGAAAUGAUAAAAAUAUUUAGGGAGGAUGACAAUUGUAUGUAGCCCUACAUUAGAAAGCAGCUAACAGAACAGAAUCAGCAUAUCUAUCUUUAUAAUAGCAUCACAAGGGCAAAACUAAAAGUGAUUAUUAUAUUUAUGGCAGAUAUUGUGCAAGAGAAUGAAAUUUAUUUAGGUCAUGGUGGUUUGCUUUAAAACUAGAGCAAGCAGAGAAAAUGCUAGAAGACGUGUGCUUAAAUUUAGUGGGUAAUCUUACAGUGGUAGGGGUUUUUUUUUCCCUCUUUAUGAAGCAGAUAAAUGUAUAUGAUGUUCAGUUAUAAGUGUUCUCAUGCGAACAUAUCACAGACACAUAAGGACUUGAGCCUUCUCAUGCUGGUCGUACAAACACAUCAGUGACAUAUUAAUGUUUAUAUUUUUACUGAGUUUGUAAUCUGUUGGAAUUCUUCAAAACUUUGACUGAAUGUCCAUUUGUCCAAUGUUUCUGAUGUAUGCUGUUUUUAGAAUGAUACAUUCAUGUGCUGGAUACCUGCAACUGCCCGUCCAGUUCUAAGUUUGUCUACAUCCCUGGUGUUUUAAAUUAUCCGUUCCAGUCAUUGGAUUUUCACCCUGUGUUAAAGAUAUCAAAGAAAACUAAUUUUUCAAGUAUGCUUGUGCAGAUGUAAGCAUGUUUUUAAUACACAUUCUGGUUACAUGCACAUCUUCAGAGUGCUUUUUAUUUUCUAAUAAAGGGUAUCAUGGGGAUCUUUUAGUUUUCUUUAACAGACUGAACAUUUUGUACCUAGGGGGUGUGUGUGGGAGGGCAUGCAUGCAUUUGUGUGUACACACAAGUAUUGGUUUUGGAGGAGACUGGCCUACACACACAUUCAAGAAAAUGCAUAAAAUAAUGCUGAGAGUUGAAGGUAUUAAGUAUUCUAUGUUUAGCCCAGAAAUUGUACUGCAUGACUUUUUCAUAUCAAUAAGUAAUUAGUAUAUCUACAUCAGUUUCAGAUUAACCCAUGCAUUUCAAAACAAAAACAUAUUUUAUUACAAUUAUGCUUUGAUUUAUAAAAUAUUCUGUCAAACUAAAUAUAUUAUUCCAGUAUGAUAUGAUUUUUACAUCGUUAUUUAAAUUUGUCAUAGUUUACCAUAUUUUUCUAAGAUAAAUUAAAAAUGCUUUUUUUUCUUGUGGGGAGGAAUGGGCUGUGAGAAAGAAGAAGUUACUGUGGGUUAAUAUGAGGUUUGUACUAUGAGCUUAUCUUACACUUUGAUGUGUCAGAAAGGUAUGACAGGCAGCCAUUAAUUUAACAUUGAUGUCAGAAUGUGCUGUGUUGGACUUACCUGUAAAACAAAAUGAAAGCAGCAACCAGCAUUUCAUAUCAAUUAACAUUAAACAUUUGCAUGAGGUUAAAUAUAGAUUGAUAGAAUGACAACCAGCACUUCAUAUCAACAUGAAACAUUACUUGCAUUAGAUUGAGUGAAACCCUAUACUUCAUAUCAAUGAACACUGAAAAUUAUUAACAUGUUAAGUAUAGAUUGAUAGUGGGAGUGACAAUCAGAGCUACACAUUAGCACUGUUAUUUUUCUAUUAUUGGUACCAAAUUGAUUGAUAUGAGUGAAAUAUUUCAGAUAUGUUUGAUCAAGUGUCUGUGUAAGUAUGCAUGCAGUUGUGCUCUGACAGUCUGUAUACACUGAUUAAGUCAUUUAUAGUGGCUCUGCUGUAUGAUCCAGGGUGGAUUGUAUAAGCUUUCAUAUUGCCCUCUUUUCCAUAACACAGUGCCAUCAGCCAACACUUUCUUUCACUCUCAAAAGUUAGGAUCACUUUCUACAAACAGCUGACACCAGUCCUCAUGCUGCCUGGCCAGAAAGGUUAAACGCUACUACAUGUGUGUGUUUAUAUGUGUGUGUAUGUGAGAGAGAUUGUGUAAAAUAAUCUGUAUUUGUGGGUGUGGAUAUAUAGAGAAAAAAGAGUUUAAAACAUAUCAAAGUUUAAGCUGACAUAUAUUAUCUACAAAUGCUUUUGAAAGCUUCUCACCUAUGCUUCACUAGAAAAGAGUUACUGCUGUUAACUGUGAUAAUAUUGUAUUGCCCAAGAACUCAUAUUCAGGGUGUUCGGCCACUCCACAGUCCUCAUAAAGUACCAUUCUAGUUUGUCAAUAAUGCUGAGAAAAAUGGAUUUCUCAAAAAAAAUGUUUCUCCAAAUAGACUUUUCUUUUGUUAAAAAUGUUUAGUAAGCGCUUAUUUUUCUGGGAAAAGAGGAUAAUGUGGCUCUGAAUAGAGAACUACAGAGACAAUUAAGUCAUUGGUUUAGGUUGUGCUUUUGCAUAGGUGGUUCUCCCUUAACAUACAUUAGUCUGUUGUCAUCUGUUGGUGUCAGCAACUGGAUCUAGAACUUAUUAUUUAAUGUCUUGUGUAUCUUGCAGCUAACUUCCUAUAAUGAAUUUUCUUGCUAGGAAAUAACAUUUUUUGUGAAAUGCAUGCUUUUGGCUAUUUAACCAUUAAAGAAAUACUGAAAUCAGGUGGUUUUGAUUAAACUUUGUUUUUAAAUUUAAAUCUUUACAAAGAUUGCAGAAAUGUUCUCACAUUUGUUUCUCAUGCACUGUGUAUAAUUUGUUGGCAAAAAUAAAUUGUUUGAAGAGGUCAACUGCUUUAUCGUCCAACAUCUGAAAAAUGUCACAUAUUUCAUGCAUGUUUCCAUCCUUCCACCAAAACUGCUGUAGUAAUUUCUUUGUGUUUUAGAAAAUAAACAUAAUUCUUACCUUGGA